AUGAGCUCAAACGGUAAGACAGAAAUGGCAGAAGAAGUCGACUACUCUUUAAGUGCAUCUGAUAGCGAGUAUGAGGUAAAUGAGACGCUUGUUUCACCGAACCAGACGGUUGAGGCGGCUGCUGAGACUGUAGAGGAUUCACAGCAAGGAAACCCAUCGCAGCCAACCCAGCCAGCCAAGAAGAAUGCACCACGCAAGCAACGCAAGAAAUCAGCUCCUGGGACAUUCUCUGAUGCCACCAACGUUAUCAACACGACUGGCCAAGUCGUCGACACAGCCAGCAAGACGGUCGAUGUAACUCAGCAGCCACUGGACGUUCUUAAAGAAGCUACCAGUGUUGCUCAGCCAGCCGUACAAGCAGUCCAGGGCGUUCAAGGUGCCGUUCAGACCGGCAAAAAGAACGACAAAGGCAACAAUCCCAUAUCGCUGAGACUCGACCUCAAUUUAGAAUUGGAGAUAUUCAUCAAUAAGUGCUGCGCUGCACAGCCUCCUUCUCACUCAUAUCACUUCACAGGCGAAACUGCACGGCGAUGUGUGCCUCAAGCUUCUCGCAUAGGCUCAAGGAUAGCUAUAGCACCACAUUUGUAA
Molecule: messenger RNA, 588 nt
Organism: Wallemia ichthyophaga EXF-994
Lineage: Eukaryota; Fungi; Basidiomycota; Wallemiomycetes; Wallemiales; Wallemiaceae
Exons: 2
Coding region: 1-588 (195 amino acids)
Source: RefSeq, a predicted model, not a curated record